AUGGCACCUCUCCUUCAGGCGAUGCAAGAAGGCUGCUGCUGUCCUGGCAUUGGCGCACUCUUCUGGAGAUCUAGGCGUCAGUCCGAGGCCCCGAGCCAGGCGGCAGGAUCUGGAGGUGGUGUGAAGGAGGCGUCUCCCGCUGAUCGACCUGCAGAGGAAGCUGCCGAGCCCUCCGAGCCCGCCAAGGAGGAGCCGGAGUCCAAAGCCGAGGUAGCCGUCUACAGCCUCCGGGACAAGAAGGCCCUGCUGGCGUACUGCCGGGAUGCCAAGGUGCGCCUCGUCCGCGCCGACUUCCUCCGGGAGCUCCUGGCAGAGGGCCGCACCAUGCCCCGGCGCCAGGAAGCCGAGGGGAUGCGGACGAAGGACGGCCGCCCGGCCCUGCUGGCCCAGGAGGAGCUGGAGGCGAAGCUGCCGGGCGGAGGGGUGGGCACAACGCACCGCUUCUCGGUGAUGGCUCUUUCGCACUCGUGGGAGAGCCGCGAGAUCCCGGAUGUGGCCAGGUUCCAGCUGCGAGUGCUGGUAGAAGCACUGGACACCUUCGCGAAGAUCCUGCAGAAGAUCGCCCCGGCCCAGAACCUCGCCAAGGACUGGGAGGCGCAACUGGGCACUGUAGGGAAGGUCAUUUCGCAUGUGCGAGUGGAGCCCUGA
Molecule: messenger RNA, 648 nt
Organism: Symbiodinium natans
Lineage: Eukaryota; Dinophyceae; Suessiales; Symbiodiniaceae
Source: the annotation of a GenBank genome assembly